Molecule: messenger RNA, 2523 nt
Organism: Maniola jurtina (meadow brown)
Lineage: Eukaryota; Metazoa; Arthropoda; Insecta; Lepidoptera; Nymphalidae
Gene: GlnRS
Product: probable glutamine--tRNA ligase
Exons: 12
Coding region: 89-2431 (780 amino acids)
Biological process (GO): glutaminyl-tRNA aminoacylation; translation
Cellular component (GO): aminoacyl-tRNA synthetase multienzyme complex; cytoplasm; cytosol
Molecular function (GO): glutamine-tRNA ligase activity; ATP binding
Source: RefSeq, a predicted model, not a curated record
UCAACUGUCAAUAAACAAAUCUCCAAUUCUCAAAGUUUCUGAAGUGUCUGAAGGAGUUUUACUAAAGUGUAUCGUGUAAAACUUAAUCAUGACUCCAGAAGAAACUAUAGAAAAGCUAAAGCUUUUAGGCUUAAGUGAAACAAAAGCAAAAGAAACCUUAAAAAACGCUAAAGUGACUAAAUGUCUUCUUGCUGCAAUAAGUGAGGUAGAUAUCGACAAUAUACCAACCGGCGCCGGAUUGCUGCUUUACCAUCUGGCUACCAAAAUAAAACCUCAAAUUGAAAUUAGGCUGCCAUUAGUAUGUAAAUAUAUUGCCAAUGGAAAGAUAGAUUCUACCCUAAGAGUUGAUGCUGCAUUGGAAUAUCUUUUAAGUCAUAUUAAUGAAGAAAAUAUAAACAUUAGCGAAUUUGAGAAUUAUUGUGGAGUAGGCGUGUCUGUUUCUCCUGAACAAGUUGAGAAAGCAGUUGAAAAGCAAAUGGCAAAAUAUAAACAGGAGCUGAUAGAGAAAAGGUAUCGGUUUAAUGCAGGUAUAAUUAUGCAAGCAGUUAGAGCUGAACUAAAAUGGGCUGAUGGGAAAGCUAUUCAAAAUGAAGUUGCUGUCCAGAUUUUAGAUUUAUUAGGACCAAAAACGGAAGCAGAUUUGGCACCAGCACCUAAGCCUGAUAAGAAAGCAAAAAAUGAGAAUGAGAAUAAAAAAGUUAAAGAAGAAAGCCAAGGCUAUAAAGAAUCUCGAGUAUCUGCUGCCAUUGGCGAUGUCGAAGGUGCAACUUCUAUGCCAGAAUUAAUGAAAAAAUUAUCCUUUCAUGCUCCUGGAGAAAACUAUAAGACAGAUGGUUACAUUGUAACUCCAAACACUAAGAAAUUGAUAGAAGAGCAUCUUAAGAUUACAUCUGGCAAAGUAAGGACAAGAUUUCCUCCAGAGCCAAAUGGAAUACUUCAUAUAGGCCAUGCGAAAGCUAUUAAUAUUAAUUUUGGGUAUGCUGCAGCUCAUGAUGGUAUUUGUUUCCUGAGAUAUGAUGAUACAAAUCCUGAGAAAGAAGAAGAAAAGUUUUUUGUUGGCAUCAAAGAUAUGGUGGAGUGGCUAGGUUACAAGCCAUAUAAAGUUACACACUCUUCUGAUUAUUUUGAUCAACUAUAUGAGUGGGCGGUGAAGUUGAUCAAUAAAGACCUUGCAUAUGUGUGUCACCAGAAGUCAGAAGAAAUCAAGGGUUUUAAUCCUCCACCUUCGCCUUGGAGAAACAGGCCUGUUGAGGAAAGUCUUCAAUUAUUUGAGGAUAUGAAAAAUGGUAAAAUUGAUGAAGGUGAUGCCACACUUAGAAUGAAAAUUACUUUAGAGGAGGGUAAACAGGACCCAGUGGCAUACAGGAUAAAGUUCAAGGCCCAUCACCGCACUGGCAACAAAUGGUGCAUUUACCCCACUUAUGACUACACACAUUGUCUGUGUGACAGUAUCGAGCAUAUCACACACUCUCUCUGUACCAAAGAGUUCCAAUCAAGAAGAUCAUCAUAUUACUGGCUUUGCAAUGCAUUAGACAUUUACUGUCCGGUUCAAUGGGAGUAUGGAAGAUUGAAUGUUAAUUAUACAGUUGUAUCCAAGAGAAAGAUUGGAAAACUUAUUGAUGAGGGUAUAGUUAAAGAUUGGGAUGACCCUCGUCUGUUCACGCUGACGGCGCUGCGGCGGCGCGGCGUGCCGGCGGCGGCCAUUAAUGCGUUCUGUGCGGCGCUCGGCGUCACCGGCGCCGUGGGGGCCGUCGACCCGGCCAUGCUGGACGCAGCCGUGCGCAACGUUCUCAACACCUCUGCGCCCAGAGUCAUGGUCGUCCUGGAACCCCUGAAAAUAACCGUUACGAAUUUCCCAAGCGAUAAACCGAUAUCAGUCCAAGUGCCUGACUUCCCUAAUGAGCCAGAAAAAGGUUCGCAUACCGUGGUUUUUGAUAAAGUACUUUACAUUGAAGAUACCGAUUUUAAAGAACAACCUGAGAAAGGAUAUCGACGUCUUACACCGUCCCAGUCGGUCGGUUUGCGACACGCUGGAUAUGUUUUAAAGGUAACGAAAGUUAUCAACGAUAAAACAGGCAAGGUGAGUGAGCUGGAAUGUUCCGCGGAGUCUACGGAAUCGUCUGAGAAACCGAAAGCUUUCAUACAUUGGGUGUCACAACCUGUCACUGUACAGGUUCGUCUGUAUGAGCCUCUUUUUAAACACAAGAACCCAGAAGACCCAGCAGAGGUGCCGGGCGGCUUUUUGUCGGAUUGUCGUGAAGAUACGCUGCAGAUCGUGUCAGCUUACGCUGACGCCUCCAUCAAAGGCGCUCAAGUAUUCGACAAGUUCCAGUUCGAAAGGAUCGGUUACUUCUCAGUCGAUCCAGAUUCUAGCCCAGCUAAGAUGGUCUUCAACAGAACCGUAUCUCUUAAAGAAGAUUCUGGGAAAUAAAUAUAUUGUUGUAUAUUGUACUUCAUAAUAUAUGGAACACUUGUUACGAAUUUAUUAAAUACUUUUAAUAAUAAAUUAUUUAUUAAAUUAAA